AUGAGGCUGGCAGAGGGACAGGUCGCCUUCAGGGUCUCCCUCUUGCUGCUGGAGCUCUGGACACUCUUAGCCCCAGUCCAGGGUCCCCCAGGCCCUCCCUUAUGGCGCUAUGCAUCCUCUGAGGUGGUGAUUCCGAAGAAGGAGGCACAGCAUGGCAAAGGCUUUCAGGUGCCAGGCUGGCUCUCCUACAGCCUGCACUUUGGGGGCCAAAGACAUGCCCUCCGCAUGCGGAUGAAGAAACUCUUUUGGCCCAGACACUUGCUGGUGACCACCCAGGAUGACCAAGGAGCCUUGCAGAUGGAUUACCCCUACAUCGCUUCAGACUGCUACUACCUCGGCCACCUGGAGGAGAUUCCUCUGUCCAUGGUCACUAUGAGCACGUGCUUUGGUGGCCUCAAGGGAGUUAUGAAGCUGGACGACCUUGCCUACGAAAUCAAGCCUCUGGAGGGUUCCAGCAGGUUUGAGCACAUUGUUUCCCAGAUAGUGGCUGACCCCAAUAUAACGGGGCCUACAUAUAGCCUAGGACAGAAGGAGUUGGAUCCCUUCUUUUCUGAAGCAAAUAUCAGCAUGGCUCCAAGGCUCCCCCAUAAGGUCUAUAGCUCCCAUAGUGGCUGGUUAAGAGGCCAUUGUCAGGCCUCCCAUAGUAUGUGUAGUCAAUUCCAAAAUGAUACAAAGUGUCUCUACGAGAUUCUAUAUAUUGCUAGUAUAGUUGACAGCAUUCUUCAAGGCACUGACAUGAAGUUCUAUCUUUCUCUUCUGACCCUAUAUACUGUCCGUGAUCCAGCUGACGUGACUGACCAUAGCAACAACAGUCCAAUGUCUAUUUAUUAUCGGCAAAACUUUUAUGAAACCUUUCGCCCUCAUUCAUCUCUAUUGAUAAACAAAAAUGGGCCACAUGAAGGUCAUUACGAUCCAGUGAUUUAUCGGAUUUGUGGACAAUAUAAUUUAUUAUACAUUGGUCAACUUGAAAGACAUGCAUUAACAGUAGCUAUUGUAAUAACCAACAGAAUUCUCAGGAGUCUUGGAGUACGUUAUGAUGAGCCAGAGUGCAGAUGCUUGAGAAGGGCCUCCUGCAUCAUGGCACGAUAUCCUGGAGUGACAGAUGCAGCCAGUAAUUGUACCUUUGGACAUAUAAACAAUAUACUUUCGGGUGUCACCGGCAACUGUAUUUUUGACAACCAAAUCAUGUAUUACAAUAAAAGCGCAGUACAAGCUCGCUGUGGGAACUACGUGGUGGACGAUCAUGAGCAAUGUGACUGUGGCUCCUUAAAGCAAUGUCACGCCGAUAUGUGUUGCACAACUGACUGCCGCUACAAGAUGGGCGGUUACUGUCAUAUAGGAGCAUGCUGCACAGAUUGCCAAUACUCCCCUGCAGGGACUCUCUGCAGACCCAUCCAAAAUACUUGUGAUCUUCCAGAGUACUGCAGUGGGGCCAACCAGGUAUGCCCUACAGACUUUUAUAUGCAAGACGGAACCCCUUGCAGUGAAGAAGGCUAUUGCUUUCAGGGAAACUGCACUGACCGUGAAGUGCAAUGCAAGGAAAUCUUUGGUGCCAGUGCUUUGCCGGGUGACGUUUCCUGCUAUGAUAUAAAUAAAGAAGGGACCCGAUUUGGAUUUUGUACCAGACCGUCAAUAUUACGGAGGCCCUACGCUUGUGGCGACAACAACAAAAUGUGUGGGAGACUGCAGUGUGCCAAUGUCACCCAUCUUCCCCGGUUACAGGAUCAUGUUGGAGUCCAGCAGGUGCAGAAAGGAGGUUUCGACUGCUCAGCGGUGGGUGAACACCGCGGGACAGAAACAACUGAUGUUGGACAGGUAAGGAAUGGUACUCUUUGUGCUCCUGGAAAGUUUUGUUUUAAUGCCCAAUGCAAUGGGACUGUGACGGACCUGAACUACAACUGUCCCCCUGAGAAGUGCAGUUAUAGAGGUAUUUGCAAUAACAGAAGGAACUGCCACUGCCAUGUGGGUUGGGACCCUCCACGCUGCCUCAGACCAGGUUCCGGUGGGAGUACAGACAGCGGCCCCCUUCCAAAAAGAAUGCGGAAAGUGACACAAAGUCAAGAAGCAGUGUUGUAUUUGCAAGUGCUCUUUGGUCGGAUUUAUGCCUUCAUAGCCGCGUUGCUCUUUGGGGUGGCCACAAAUGUGCGAAAUAUCAAGACCGUCACUGUUAAGGAAGCAACAGUUAGUGAGCCUGUUUAA
This is a messenger RNA of Carlito syrichta (Philippine tarsier), 2199 nucleotides long. Its product is annotated as disintegrin and metalloproteinase domain-containing protein 20-like. NCBI's taxonomy places the organism in Eukaryota, Metazoa, Chordata, Mammalia, Primates, Tarsiidae. Gene Ontology annotation, cellular component: plasma membrane; sperm head plasma membrane; external side of plasma membrane. Gene Ontology annotation, biological process: proteolysis; male gonad development. The record is from RefSeq and is a predicted model, not a curated record. The coding region runs from base 1 to 2199 and encodes 732 amino acids. The transcript has a single exon. Gene Ontology annotation, molecular function: metalloendopeptidase activity.